ACAAACUAAAUACAUCUCUGUUGAUACCCAGCUAUUUUCCUGAUUCCCUCAGUCUCAUAAUAGUCGCUUUGGUUUGGUCAUCAAUGAGUAUAGAACAUGAAGCAGAGUUCAGAUUGCAUUCCACAAAUUUCUUGGCAAGGCUUCAGCUGCAGCCUCAACAUCAAUCCUUCAGUAGGAGGAAGAACAGUUUCAUCUGGGCAAGCAUAUGUACUUCCUUUUCUCAGAAACUGUAGGGACCUUUCACCUUCUUGUUCACAAACUAUAUAGCAACAAGAUAAACAAUUGCUCACUAGCCUAUGCUGAUCGAUCACUCGGGAGUCGGGAUCUGCUGAUGGGCUUGGCAUCCACAUGGUUUCUCGGUUCCCCUUCUCAGACGCUUGUCACCCACGUUUAGAGCUGACGUGGUUAUUGCAAUUGGCCUUGUAGUAUGACCUGACACGAGUAAAACUGUUGACUGUCGUCUUUUGACAUAAGUAAUAUAUUCAUACGGAAAGUUUCCGCUUCCAAUUACUCACCUUAUCUUCUGCGGUUCUCAGUAGCAAGGGGUUACAGCUCCCGCUGAAAAAAAAAAGUAGCAGAUUUUCAAUUCAAAUUCGAAGUUCUCAAAAGUCAAAAUGGUUUUAGCAAUAGCGUCUCCCUCUCUGGUUCAGUCCUCGCUUCUGAGUUUCUCUUCUUUCCCGAGGCUCUCUGCGUUGCAAACCCCCGGGAAAAAAAAACAUGAUUUUCUUCUCAAGAGACAUCCGACAUUUCCUCAUCGUUUUCCCCCUUGCCGGUCGAAUGAAGAAGUAUUACGAGUUCAAAAUCUUAAGGGAAUUCCGGUUCCGCAGAGAGGGCACCAUUCCAUCUGCUUUUACAAUGCAAAAGAAGAAUCUGAGGGCAAGUUUCAAGGAAAGGAAACUGGACUUGACUGGCGGAUCCUUAAGCGAUGGGAUGUUCCUUGGAAAUGGCAAACGGUUAUCCUUACCAUGACUGCAUGUGGGUUAAGUUUUAUUUUGACAGGGUUGGUGGAGGCAGCACUUACACCAUAUCUAGGAUUUCGAAUUGGAGAAAUGAAUUUAGAUGAGAAGGCAGAAGUACUUUUUGUGGAUCAGGCCGUUGCAACUGCAGUUGUACUUGGAGUUGUAUAUGGUCUCACAAACACCUUCCAACCUCUUCCAGAUGAUCUUUUCCGCUAUGAAUCGAAGGAACCUUUCAAUCUACAGAAAGGAUGGCUUUUAUGGGCUGGAGUUGGUCUUGUUGGUGCUUUUACUGCGGUCGCAUUAACAGGGGCAGCCAUGGCUUUGUUUAGUGGGGAGAAUCCACAGAGAGAGACUGAUGCUCUAGUUCGCUUGUUACCAUUGAUUGGCUCUUCAAAUAUCAGCACUGCCUGUCUGGUGGGAAUAACAGGUGUUUUGGCUCCAUUACUUGAAGAGACUGUAUUUCGAGGGUUUCUAAUGGCGUCCCUGACUAAAUGGUUUCCCACCCCAGUUUCUAUCCUUAUUAGUGCUGCAGUAUUUGCUCUAGCUCAUCUUACUCCUGGAGAGUUUCCUCAGCUAUUUGUACUAGGGACUGCACUCGGAUUCUCUUAUGCUCAAACUCGCAACCUUUUAACCCCAAUCACAAUACAUGCUUUCUGGAACUCAGGAGUUAUCCUGGUGCUCACCUUUCUUCAGCUGCAAGGAUAUGAUAUCAGGGAGCUAUUGCAAGCCUCCUGAAAGAGAUUCAAUCGAUUUGGGGGGGUGAUACGUUUCUCUCAACUCAAUUUGUUCUUUUCAUGUAUAAUAAUUAUCUUUCUCUAUGGCAAAGUAAGUGUAGAAUUUGUAAUUUAUUGCUGCGGUUGCAUCAGUGGAAAUAUGAAUGAGGAGGAUAUGGUUGGAUACUAGGAAAACCAAUGUUCAAAAUUUUGUCA
Nelumbo nucifera (sacred lotus) is the source of this 1888-nucleotide messenger RNA. Its product is annotated as CAAX amino terminal protease family protein. Gene Ontology annotation, biological process: CAAX-box protein processing. Gene Ontology annotation, cellular component: membrane. Lineage: Eukaryota; Viridiplantae; Streptophyta; Magnoliopsida; Proteales; Nelumbonaceae. The record is from RefSeq and is a predicted model, not a curated record. Gene Ontology annotation, molecular function: metalloendopeptidase activity.